AUGGGAGUUUCAGUGACACCUUACAUGAUGGCAACCAGUGAAAUACGACGAAGCGAUAGACGCGGAGCCACGCCUCAAAAAAUAUUGUACGUAGCAAUGAAAAUUUUGCGGCUACCUAUGGUGGAUGGAAGUUACAGCACGUUUCGCAACGUUUCAGUCACAGAAAAUGAUACACGACGUAUGUUAGAAGACCCAGAACUUCUGAAAGAAUAUGUCUUACAAAUCCUCGCAUUCAUGAAGACAGUGCCAAACUCCGUCCAAUACUGGGCUUCUCGCAAACGUGACCUCUUUGCCAUGAUUCGUCAACUUGGUAAACCAACCAUCUUUCUCACUAUAAGUGCAAACGAAAUACGAUGGAUGAAAUUGCUUACUAUUCUUCUCAGACUGAGCAAUAAAUAUCCUGGAAAAUCAGCAGGAGAUCUCAACACUUCCGAGCGCUGUACUUUAGUUAGUGACGAUCCUGUGACGUGCUGCAUUUACUUCUACAAGCUCGUCGGUUCCUUGAUGAAAAUGCUGGAAAAUGUAUUUUGUUAG
Messenger RNA from Pieris macdunnoughi, 534 nucleotides. NCBI's taxonomy places the organism in Eukaryota, Metazoa, Arthropoda, Insecta, Lepidoptera, Pieridae. The record is from the annotation of a GenBank genome assembly.